Molecule: messenger RNA, 904 nt
Organism: Micromonas commoda
Lineage: Eukaryota; Viridiplantae; Chlorophyta; Mamiellophyceae; Mamiellales; Mamiellaceae
Exons: 1
Coding region: 143-850 (235 amino acids)
Cellular component (GO): proteasome core complex; proteasome core complex, alpha-subunit complex
Source: RefSeq, a predicted model, not a curated record
CGAGUAUAGCGCGGGGAACGUUCGGGCGGACCCAAACGUAGACCCCGAGGCACCUCAGCUUCGAAAGUCCCCGCCGGAGAAGCGACGGACGCGCGGAUCUCGACGAGGAGAUCUGAAAGUGAUUUUAGGGUAAACGGGAGCGAUGGCAGACUCGAGGUCGAACUACUCGCUCACCACCUUCAACUCCAGCGGCGAGCUUGUGCAGAUUAAGCACGCGCUCGCCGCGGUGCAGAGCGGCGCGACAUCUUUGGGCAUCCGCGCGGUUAACGGCGUGGUUCUUGCCACCGAAAAGAAGCUUCCCUCGACGCUGGUGGACGAGACCACCGUGGAGAAGAUCGCGCAGCUGACGCCCGAGAUUGGCAUGACCUACAGCGGGAUGGGACCGGACUUCAGGGUGCUGACGAAGAAGACCCGCAAGGAGACGCAGGUGUACUACCGCACCUACCACGAGCUCGUGCCCUGCUCGCAAAUCGUGAGGGAGACGGCGUCGGUGAUGCAGGAGUUCACCCAGCGGGGAGGCGUCAGGCCCUUCGGGGUCUCCCUCCUCAUGGCCGGAUUCGACUCCAACGGGCCGCAGCUGUACCAGGUGGAUCCCUCCGGAACGUACUUCGCGUGGAAGGCGAGCGCGAUCGGCAAGAACAUGGUCAACGCCAAGACGUUCCUGGAGAAGAGGUACUCGGAGGACAUGGAGCUGGAGGAUGCCAUCCACACCGCCAUCCUCACGCUCAAGGAGGGGUUCGACGGUCAGAUCAGCGCGGAGAACAUCGAGAUCGGUAUCGUCGCGGAGGACAGGAAGUUCAGGGUGCUGACGUCGGCGGAGGUGGCGGAUUACCUGUCCGAGGUUGAGUAACCUCCUCGUUUAGUUCCAGCGGGGUUUCGAAAUAUCUUUAACGACCCAUCUUCU